AUGAACAGUCUUCAAGAAAGAAUAAAGAUUAUAAAGCAUGCAAUUACGAUUUCAAAGAUUUUUAAUUAUUCCUCAAUGUUUGAAGGUCUUAGCGCCCUACCCUUCUCAUGUAAAUCAUCAUAUAGAAAGUAUUCAAUCAACUGGAAUAGAUUAAUUUUUCAACAAUCUCCAAAUAGAUAUUCAUGGAAAAAGGGAUUUAUUUCAGUUAUUAAAGAUUAUAAAGUUACAAAUGUUAAAAUUCAAAUAAUAUUAUCAAAUACAUUAGUUAUUGGUUCAUUUUCAGCCGCUUCAAAUGCUUCUGGUAUUUUAGAAGAUACAAUUGCAGCUACCGAAUUACUCAAACAAUAUAAUGCUCUUAUUUCCUGGGACUAUGCAUGUGCUGCAUCAUAUAUAUACAAACCAGAUCCAAUAUUUUUAUUACACCAUAAUUUUAUAUCAUCUCUAUUGAAUGAUUUAUUUGGUACCUAA
Molecule: messenger RNA, 468 nt
Organism: Dictyostelium purpureum
Lineage: Eukaryota; Evosea; Eumycetozoa; Dictyosteliales; Dictyosteliaceae
Exons: 3
Coding region: 1-468 (155 amino acids)
Source: RefSeq, a predicted model, not a curated record